UUUCAUAAGUCAAGGUGGGCUAUGGUCCUUAUUAAUUAAACCAUCCAAUCAAACUACAUCUUGAAACUAAGGCAAUUUCCAUGAAAUUAACUGAUAUAAAUGCAGACAAGCCACAAUCUCAAGUAGACCUAAAAGAAUAUGGCGAGUCCCAUAUUCACAAUUCUUUCCCUCUUCAUCUUCUCUUGUUUUGUGUUAUCAACUCCAGCAACAUGUUCAAGCAACGAAACAGAUUUGGUUUCGUUGCUAUCAUUCAAAAAUACUGUAAAUGAUCCUCAGGGAGCUCUGAAUUCGUGGAAUGAAACCGCACACUUUUGCAAUUGGACGGGCGUCCGAUGUGGUGGUAAGCAUCCCGAUAGAGUUGUUGCAAUAAGUUUGAGCUCCGGGGGCUUAGUGGGACCCCUUUCGCUGUAACAUGUCCUUCCUUCGAAGCAUCAUUCUCCGAAAUAAUAGUUUUCAUGGUGAAAUGCCUCAAGAAAUUGGUCGUUUAAGGCGGCUUCAGCUUAUAGAAUUUAGCAAUAAUUCCUUUGUAGGUACAAUACCAAGAAAUCUCUCUCAAUGUCCGAAUCUUGUUUAUCUUAACUUGAUCGAUAACCUCUUAUCCGGACCCAUACCCCUAGAGAUCGGUUCUCUAUACAAGCUCCAAGCACUUGGCUUGGGGGACAACGAUCUCUCUGGCCCGAUCCCUACUUAGUCUAAGAUUUUGUAGGUUGACGGGAGAAAUUCCGGAAUCACUUACGCAACUCUAUAGUCUAACUUCUCUCAUCUUAGGUGAAAACAAUUUAACUGGUACAAUUCCUUCUGGUCUUUUCAAUAUUUCUACUCUCUAGAUAUUUGAAGUUCUCUAUAACCGACUUCAAGGAUCCAUACCCGAUACCGUUGGCCACAAUCUUCCAAAUUUGAAGGUUUUUCAGGUGGGGUAUAACAAACUCAGCGGAGCAAUUCCGGCGUUCCUCUCGAAUGCUUCUUCUCUUGAACAACUACAGCUUACGGACAACUUAUUUACCGGGCCGAUCCCAUCGCUUGGAAGGCUUUCGCGUCUUCGUGGAUUAUACAUAGCGUAUAAUCCCAUUAAAGAUGACAUAAACUUUAUUUCAUCGUUGACAAAUUGUACAAACUUGCAAAAGCUCAAUAUUUAUGAAAAUCCAUUGUUAGGUGGCUCACUUCCACAGUCGAUCGCCAACUUGUCUAGUCACUUAUUCGACCUAGUGAUGUCAAGAACCCAAGUACAUGGACAAAUUCCAUCAAGUAUAGGGAACCUUCUCGGCCUCACUCGUCUGGAGCUUUUUGACAAUAAUCUUGAGGGUCCUAUUCCUUCCAACAUGGGCAAACUUUCGAGUUUGCAAGAACUUAACUUGGGAGUAAAUAGAUUUUCGAACAUGUUACCCUCAUCACUAGGAAACAUGACAUUGUUGAAUUACUUGUACUUACAAGAAAACAAUUUUUCCGGCAGUUUACCUCAGAGUCUUAGAAAUUGCACCAACUUGCUAGACUUGGACUUGUCUCGCAACAAUUUCAGUGGUUUGAUACCUCCUGAAAUUGUAGGUCUUUCUUCCAUUUCCAUUUCACUUAAUCUUUCUUUCAAUGCCUUCACCGGUUCGAUUCCAAUUCAAAUUGGAUCAUUAUCAAGCCUAGAAAGCUUAGAUUUGUCUAACAAUAGAUUGUCUGCAGUUAUUCCGAGCUCUAUAAGUAAUUGCUUGGGCUUGCAACGACUUUUUCUGGACGGAAACUUGCUUCAAGGGGAAAUACCUCCAGGAUUAAGUGAUUUAAGAGGCCUGGUAGAGUUGGAUCUUUCAAGUAAUAAUUUGUCUGGACCAAUUCCAAGUUUCUUAGCCGAGCGACGUCUUCAGAGGUUGAACCUCUCAUACAAUAGGUUUCAUGGUGAGGUCCCAAGAACAGGCUUAUUUGGGAACAUGACAGCAAUUUCACUUGAUGGGAACAAAGAAUUGUGUGGAGGAAUUCCUGAGUUGAAUCUUCCUCCUUGCCCGUUGAUGACUUCCUCAAAGAAAAACUCAUCAAGCUUACGGAAAGUAUUGAUCCCAGUCGCCAUCUCUGGAGGUGUAUUCGUUGCAUUUUUAGUGUGCCUCGUCCUGGUUCUUUACAGGCGUAGACGGCACAAAAAGAAUGUGCCUUCUGUAGAAUCAUUAGUUGGUACGCAGUUUACAAGGCUUUCUUAUGGAGAUCUUCUAAAAGCCACUGAUGUUUUCUCGGAGGCUAAUUUGAUUGGUUCAGGAAGAUUUGGAUCUGUUUACAAAGGGAUUCUUGAAGAUGGACAGACAUUGAUUGCUGUGAAAGUUCUUAAUCUUGUCGUUAAAGGAGCGCUCAAGAGUUUCAUGGCAGAAUGUAAUGCACUGCGAGAUAUCAGACAUAGAAAUCUGUUGAAAUUGCUGAGUGUUUGUGAAAGCAUAGACUUCCAGGGCAAUGAUUUUAGAUCAUUGAUAUAUGAUUUUAAAGCAAAUGGCAGUUUAGACAGAUGGUUGUACCAUCAUGCGGAGCAAGAAGGACUUAGGCGCCUCAGUUUGAUUCAAAGACUUGAUAUUGCCAUUGAUGUUGCUCAUGCACUUGAGUAUCUACACUUUGGUACUGAUUCAACUAUUGUUCAUGGUGAUUUAAAGCCGAGUAACAUUCUUUUGGAUCAUAAUAUGAUUGCUUAUGUGGGCGACUUUGGAUUAGCCAAGAUUGUUUCGGACAUGUUUCCAGCACAAGAAAGCAGCAGCUCAAUUGGGAUCAGAAGUACCAUCGGCUACAUUGCUCCAGAAUAUGGCACGAGUAACUUGGUUUCAACGCAAGGGGAUGUGUAUAGUUAUGGGGUCCUUCUUCUGGAGAUAUUUACGAAUAGAAGACCAACAGAUGAUUCAUUCAAGAAAUACGCAAUUCUUCAAGGAUUCGUUAGUGUUGCCUUGUCAAAUAGUGUAUUGGAAAUUAUCGAUCCUCUCCUUCAAAUAGAAAAUGAUAAAAAUAUCAAUAAGAUCACAGAUUGCGUGGUUUCUGUAUUGAGCAUUGGAGUGGCUUGCUCAAAGGAAUUGCCAAGAGAUCGAAUGUCGAUGAAAGAUGUUGUUCGUGAGUUGCAUAAGAUAAAAGAUUGCUAUCUCACUACAAAUCGGAGCUAAUAAUCUUUCUUAACAAAAAUGUGUAAAUAUGUAUUUUCUUGUAUUUUAUUUCCUUAGUUUUGCUUCGAUUGAAAGUGUAUUGAUGUUAAUUUGGUUACAUGCUAAAUAAAACGACAA
Messenger RNA from Sesamum indicum (sesame), 3224 nucleotides. The record is from RefSeq and is a predicted model, not a curated record. NCBI's taxonomy places the organism in Eukaryota, Viridiplantae, Streptophyta, Magnoliopsida, Lamiales, Pedaliaceae.